Molecule: messenger RNA, 2774 nt
Organism: Betta splendens (Siamese fighting fish)
Lineage: Eukaryota; Metazoa; Chordata; Actinopteri; Anabantiformes; Osphronemidae
Product: serum paraoxonase/arylesterase 2-like
Exons: 8
Coding region: 52-1197 (381 amino acids)
Molecular function (GO): arylesterase activity
Source: RefSeq, a predicted model, not a curated record
CCGUGUAAAUGCACAUUGAAUCUCUUCCUGGGGAGACUUCGACCUCCAGACAUGGCUGCCGUGAAGAAAGUGCUUGUUGCCGUUGCUGUUGCUGCAUUUGCAGCUUUCAUUGGACACAGAUUCCUUAAACUAAAGGAAAUGAGCCUUGCUUCCCGAGAGCUGACUGUGAAAAGCCUCAACUGUCAUUACAUAAAGAACAUUGAAUGUGGGGCAGAGGACAUAACAAUCACUAAGGAUGGACUGGCCUUCCUCAGCACAGGCUUGAAAUACCCUUUUAUGCCUUCAUUUUGUGAUGGACCUGGGAAGAUGUAUGUGUUGGAUCUGUUACACCCCAAACCGACUCCAGUGGCGCUGCACAUCACAGGAAAACUGGACCUGGCUUCAUUCAACCCUCACGGCAUCAGCGUAUAUGAAACAGACGACUCUGUGUACUUGUUCGUUGUCAAUCACCCUCACCACAACAGCCAAGUGGAGAUCUUCCAUUUUGUUGAGGAGGACACGCUUGUGCACCUGAAAACCGUGAUCCACCCGCUGCUGCACAGCGUGAACGACAUCGUGGCGGUGGGAGCGCAGAGCUUCUACGCCACCAACGACCACUCCUUCCCCAGCGAGGCGCUGCACGCGCUGGGCCUCCUGCUGGGCCUGGCCUGGUGCGACGUGGUGUUCUACAGCCCCGAGGAGGUGGCGGUGGCGGCCUCGGGGUUCCUGUCCUCCAACGGCAUCAACGCCUCCCCUGACAAACGGUAUAUUUAUGUUUCGGACAUUAUGGACCAUGACAUUGAUGUUUUUGAGAGGCACGAGGGGCAACAGUUAAAGUACAUCAAGUCCGUGGGCGUCGGGUCCCUCUGUGACAACAUCGAGGUGGACCACGUCACGGGGGACGUGUGGCUCGGCUGUCACCCGAACGGCAUGAAGCUGUUAAAGUACGACCCCGAGGACCCGCCCGGCUCCGAGGUCAGCGCCUCGCCAUCGACGCCUUCCCGACCCGCUCCGGUCGCCCCGGUAACUGUGCGCUUGCCCCCCGCAGGUCAUCCGCAUCCAGAACAUCCAGUCCGAUGCGCCGGCACUGAGCCGCGAGUACGCCGACGACGGCCGCGUGAUCAUGGCCUCCACCGUGGCGGCUCCGUUCAGGGGGCGGCUGCUCAUCGGCUCCGUGUUCCACAGAGCCCUGAGCUGCACCUACUGACCGCGCGCUGAGUUCUGGAGGAAUUGGGAAUAAAAAAUGACGUCGUUCUCUGGAAAACCGUCUGCCGGCGCAGCCUCCGUGUCGUUUGUUCUGCCUCCCGGUGCUUGCGUUUCAGCCACGUGCUCGUUAACCAUUUUUGUCCUUUAAGGCGUCGUCCUCGGAGACCUUGCGUAUGGUGAACCUGCUCCCUCCGCUCCCGGGGCGCUGAGCGUGUUCUUCUUUGGCAGCGGCCUUCGGGGGCACAGGGAAGGAGACGCCGCCGGCCUCGGGGUCGAAUGCUCCGCCGCCCGCGCUCUCCUUCGCUCUCCUCAGACCCCCAGCGGGCACGGACGCCCGUCUUCCUCCCUCACAAACAGGUCUUCUCUCCUCUUCGUCACCUUCGUCCACAUCCGGCUCCGUGCUGAUGGGCAGCGUCCCGAAGCUGACCCUGCGUUUGUGCUUGGGCGACUGCUCCAGGGUCUGGAUGUCCAGCAGGUCGCUGCAGCUCCGCGAGCGGUUGAUGUCUUCCGCCGGCCUCCGCAGCUUCGCCGUGAUCCCGAUCUUCUUGAUGACCGUGCUGUAGUCGUCCUGGGUCUCGGACAGGAAGUUGAAGAUGUCGACCACCGUGGGCUUCUCCUCCGGCCUGUGUUUCGCCUCUAUGGGCUGAGGCUCCUCGUUGUGGAGGUGCCGGUACCGGUGCCGCCUCUUCUUUAGCACCUUGUGAGCUUCCACCACCAUGUGGACGUUCCAGCUGAAGAAGAGCGAGAGCCAGGCCAGGCCCAUGUAGAUCCACAGCUCUGCAAAGACCCGGUACAGUCGGGGGUACUCGAUGUUUGGAUUUACGCCUGAAGGCGGAGCACACGGCUUGAACUCAAACAAACGUUAACUGUACAUAACUGAACAACUCUAAUGGACCUACCUGCCACAUAAUCUCCAAACCCGACUGUUGUGAGUGUAAUGAAUGAGAAGUAGAGGCCUUCCAGGUAGCUCCAUUCUUCCACAGACAUGAACACUAACGGAGGGAUCAGCAGAUGCACCAGGAGGCCCCACAACAGGAACAAGGCUGUGCAGGUGAACUGGACCUUUUUCUGAAAGGAGCACCGCUUAGUGACUAAUAUCUGGCACGGCCUUUCAGCACAACACUGCGACAACCACCACCCCCAGCGCUGAGUCUUACCACGGACACGCGUCUGCGGAUCAGCACCCCGGACAGACGUUUGGCCCGGUCUCCAAAGAACGAGCCCAGUUCGCUUAUCCAUACGAGACACAGCGGGAUCCCACACAGGCCGUACAGGAUGCAGAAGAUGCGCCCACCUUGGGUCUUAGGAGCCACGUUGCCAUAACCUACACGGCAGAGUGUUAAAUAUUAGAUUCUAAUAAUCCUAAAUAUUUUAUCAAUAAGGUUUAUAAGUAACUACAGACUUUAUUUAUUUAAACAAUAUUCCACAAGUGGAAAAAAAACUCACUUACACUUCCAUUAAUUGUGCAUCACUAAAUGCUGGUCAUUCAUUUAUCAGGCAGGCUGGUUUCCUUUGAUCUUUAUAGCAGCAUUUACUUUUAUGGCUUUUGUGGAAGCAAUAAAGAUUAUUUGACCCUGUCACAACAAGAA